AUGAAAAAAUCACAGAAAUGCUUAAACUAUCAGAACGAAGUUUAUAAUAAACUAGAAAUAACAUCAUCUCAAGUUUUAAAAGGGAAAAUAAUUGAGAAGGAUGAAUAGGUCAAUUAUUUCGAAAUACAUUUAGAUAAAUGGUUAAUUCAAGAGAUUAAUUUGCAAUUACUAAUCGACAAAUCAUAAGAGAUCUUGUAGCAGUAAUAGGAGCAAUUAUAACUGCAUUCUCCGGCAUGUCUAAAAAGAUCAAAUUCGUUUGAAGACUUAUAAUAGAAAUUAAACGAAUACAUUGAGCAAUAUAUCUAGGACAUCAAAGAGCCGUAACAUUUUUUAGACACGUAUUCGUUAUAGAGUUCAGAAAUCUGCGAUGAUGAAUUUUCAUAGCACUCCAUCGAUUUGUGCUAAAGAAUAUAUUAAGUAGAAGUAUAUUAAUUCGUUUUUAGAGAAUAAAAGCUCAGUUAAAUCUAUCAGUCAUCUAAUCCAACUCAGUUGAAUAAUCAAUUACUAUUCCUUCCCCAAAAAAUAAUGAUUCAAUUCAGAUAAUGA
Paramecium tetraurelia is the source of this 546-nucleotide messenger RNA. RefSeq lists its product as uncharacterized. NCBI's taxonomy places the organism in Eukaryota, Ciliophora, Oligohymenophorea, Peniculida, Parameciidae. The record is from RefSeq and is a predicted model, not a curated record. The transcript has 2 exons.